This is a messenger RNA of Sinocyclocheilus anshuiensis, 1575 nucleotides long. It is a transcript of the gene znf593, whose product is annotated as zinc finger protein 593. The transcript is spliced from 4 exons. The coding region runs from base 114 to 503 and encodes 129 amino acids. NCBI's taxonomy places the organism in Eukaryota, Metazoa, Chordata, Actinopteri, Cypriniformes, Cyprinidae. The record is from RefSeq and is a predicted model, not a curated record. Gene Ontology annotation, molecular function: zinc ion binding; nucleic acid binding.
GCCAUCUGGUGAACGUGCCACUGAUCUAGCGCGCUCUGCCGACCCGGAAGUUAUUCCAGUGGGUGUCCAGCGUGUGUGUGGCGAGGCAGCUGCGCGUUAACGUGAGUAAGAUCAUGGGAAAGUCCAAACAGGUUGGAAAGCACAGUAAAGGCAGGAAGAAGAACAUUUCCAAGACAUGGAAGACUAAGCGCAGGACGAAGGACCUUGACCAGAUCCAUGCAGACAUGAUCCCUGCAAAUGCUGUCAAGUUACUAAAGCAAGAUGUAGAUUUUGAUGUUACAGGAUGUGCUCAGCAUUACUGUCUGCACUGCGCGAGAUAUUUUGUCAAUUUGAAAACACUGAAGGAGCAUUUCAAAUCCAAACCUCAUAAAAAACGAUUGAAGCAGCUGAGGGAAGAGCCGUAUACACAGGCCGAGGCAGAGCGGGCAGCAGGAAUGGGCUCCUACAUCCCACCCAAAACUGUAGAGGUUCACACACAGCAGGUCGAGGAAGAUAUGGACUGAAAGAGCACUUUGGUCUGCCUCUCUGUGGACUCUUGCUCCUCUGGACUCAGAGCAACAAUUUGACCUGUUUCAGAGCUGAAAUUAGUUUAUGGAGAUGGAAAGUAAGUUGAAAAAUAUUAAAUGAAUUGAUAUUAUUUUGAUGAAUGUUCAAUGACAAUUCUCUGUAAAUUCAGACUUGUUUGAUUUUGGAGAAGUCCUGGAACAGCUGGCUACAGUUUCAUACUUGUUGUGAAAUUAAAUUAGUAAAGUUUGCUUACAACAAGCAACCUUCUGGGACUGAACACAAUGUUCAUUAUGUAUGUGAAUAUAAACUCAGCAAAAAAGAAACGUGUCCUCUUUUUACUAUUAUUUCCAGCAAAUUUCUUAAUGUGUAAAUAUUUGUAUGAACAUAAAAAGUUCAACAAGUGAGUCAAACUAACUGACGAAAAGAGACGGAAUAAUGAGUUCCUGAACAAAGGGGGUGGGGGGAUGGGAGUCAAUAUUAAAAGUCAAAUUGAGUAUUUUGUAUAACCACCAGCUGCUUUUAAGUACUACAGUGCAUCGCAUCCUCGUGGACUGUAGAUUUAAAAGUUCUUGCUAUAAGUUGUUACCGCACUCUUCCACCAAGAAACUUGCAAGUUCUCGAACAUGUCGGCGUGGACACAUGGUUACACAUGGUUUGACAAGAUAAGCUGUCCUUCCUGUAGCACUGCUGUAGGCCUCUUACAUUAUGGACAUUGCAGUUUAUUGCUCUGGCCACAUCUGCAGUCCUCAUGCCUCCCUGCAACAGGACUAUGGCAUGUUCAUGUAGGUGAUCAGGGACCCUGGGCAUCUUCUGGUGUUUUUCGAAUCAGUAGAAAGGUCUCUUUAAUGUCCUAAGGUAUUGUAACUGUGGCUUUAAUCGCCUGUGAACUGAAGUGUCUUAUGGCCUUUUCCACAGGAGCAUGUGCAAUACUUGUUUAUGGUUCAAUGAACAAGUAUAAAGAAUAUUGUUUAAACCCAUUCUUAUCUGUAAGGAUCUGUAAAGCUUAUUUGGAUUUUACAAAAUCAUCUUUAAAAUACAGUAUCCCGAAUAAGUGUGUGUGUGUUUGUG